Molecule: messenger RNA, 1516 nt
Organism: Pseudogymnoascus destructans
Lineage: Eukaryota; Fungi; Ascomycota; Leotiomycetes; Thelebolales; Thelebolaceae
Gene: EAF3
Product: Esa1p-associated factor
Exons: 5
Coding region: 256-1233 (325 amino acids)
Biological process (GO): regulation of DNA-templated transcription; chromatin organization
Cellular component (GO): nucleus; Rpd3S complex; NuA4 histone acetyltransferase complex
Source: RefSeq, a predicted model, not a curated record
CCUACACGCGUCGACCCCCCCAAAAGUCACGGGAAAACGAAGUCUUGAAAGACCUCCUUUCCACAUCACCAAGCAUCCAAACACACAACAUCACCCUUCUUUCCCCCCCUUCAAGCAAUCAUACUAUCCUUUUAAGACACAUCCUCACAGCUUCACGUUCUUGGGGAUCUUUAUUUCUCCGCCUUCUUCACGUUCUAACAUCACCGCAGGGGUAGAAAGAAGAACUCCGGCCUCCCACCUAGGGCACUUUGGGCAAUGGCUCCAGCUAAAGCGGUGGCUCCUUUCGUCAAGGAUGAGCGUGUUCUGUGCUUCCAUCACGAGAUGCUUUAUGAAGCCAAGGUGUUGGACUCCAGGGCCACUGAUGGGGGUUCGUGGCAAUACAAGAUCCAUUACAAGGGAUGGAAGAACACCUGGGACGACUGGGUUCCUCAAGAUCGCGUUCGCAAGUUCACCGAAGAGAACAAGCAACUUGCCGCUCAGCUCCACGAGCAGAUGAAGGCUCUCCAGGGCAAGCCAGCUCCAUCUGCCUCCAAGUCCGCGAAGACCAAGGGCCGUGCCAACGGAUCCGACUUCAGCUCUGCCCGUGGCAGUGAGGAGCGUGGCAGCAUGGCCGCUCAGGGAGGAGGACGCGCCCCGAGGCGCCUUAGAGAUUACGAUCUCGAACAGGAGGAUGGGUUCCUUGACCGCCCAGCUAUCAGCCUCCCGAUCCCAGAUCGCAUCAAGGCGAUCCUCGUCGAUGACUGGGAGAACGUCACCAAGAACCAGCAGUUGGUUCCUCUGCCGGCUGCUCACCCGGUUGAGAGCAUCCUCAAGGAUUACGAGGAUGAUGAGAUGCCCAAGCGCAUCCCCGGUAGCCCUGAGGCCAGUAUCCUUGAGGAGAUGCUCGCUGGUCUUCGCGAGUACUUUGACAAGUGCUUGGGUAGAAUUCUCUUGUACCGUUUCGAGCGUGCUCAGUACCUCGAGAUGACCCAGCUCUGGGAGGCCCCCACUGGAGACAUGGCUGGCAAGAACGCCAACCAGACCUACGGUGCGGAGCAUCUCUGCCGUCUCUUGGUUUCUCUCCCUGAGCUCAUCGCCCAGACCAACAUGGACCAGCAGUCCGUCAGCCACCUCCGCGAGGAGAUCAUCAAACUGACCAACUGGAUGGUCAAGAAGCCAAACCUGGAGAAGUACUUCGUCGCCGAAUACGAGACCCCCAACCAGUCGUACAUCGACAUGGCGCGCGGUAACUAGAGUCUUCCGUCUUUCGGCCUCUGUUCUUCUCAACACGCGCUCAGAUCGGCGUGAUGGUGUUUUCGGUGUUUGGACUGGCAUGGCGAGGCGUACCGAGAUUCGGGUGGCGUUUUUAUACCAGGCAAAGGGUUAUUCUGCGAUUUCUGAGAUUGAUCUUUAUGAUCUGGGUGACUGAACUGUCGUUGGAAGGGGGGUGGGGGCUUCAUGGGAUUUAUGGGUUCUAUGGAUGUGAUUCUUGCCUAUCUGGAGACUUCUUGCUUGUUUAGGAUCACAAAUAAAUGAG